AUGCCGAUUGGAAUCGACGUGGGACCGACGAUAACUGGAGUGUUCGAUGGUGUUACCAGUAAAGCGAUCGCUUGUUCGAUGCUGAUGAGCAACGUUGUUGCACAAGAGUUUUCGAUCGAUGGGAAACCCUUUAUGGGGAGAAAUGAUUCGGCGAUGGCUUCCCCAGUGACAACAAUGGAAUCAGUUCCAUCAAAAAUGUCUGACUUCUAUAUUGGUCUUGCGCUUGCUGUCUCCUCAUCACUCUUCAUUGGCAGCUCUUUUAUCAUUAAGAAAAAGGCUCUUAUCAAGCUUGCGAGUGGCGAUGUUUCACAACGAGCAAGCGAAGGUGGUUACGGGUAUUUGCGUGAAUGGAUGUGGUGGAUGGGUGUGAUAACAAUGGGACUAGGAGAGGCAUGCAAUUUCGCUGCGUAUGCGUUCGCUCCGGCUAGUUUGGUCACUCCUCUCGGAGCUCUUUCCGUUUUAGUAACGGCUGUUUUGUCGUCGCGUCUUCUAAAAGAGAGGCUCAAUCUUUUGGGAAAGAUUGGAUGUGCCGUCUGCCUUCUUGGCUCCACCGUUAUCGUUAUUCACUCUCCGAAAGAGGAAGAGGUGGCUUCUAUGGCAGAUUUAGCUUUGAAAAUGAGGGACGCGGUAUUUAUAUUAUACGUUGUUAGUGUCAUACUGGUGACCCUGUUCAUAGUCAUCUAUGUUGCUCCUCGUUACGGUAGAUCGAACAUCAUUGUCUAUAUAAGCGUAUGCUCGCUGAUUGGGUCGCUAUCUGUGCUUUCAGUUAAGGGUCUUGGCUUGGCAAUUAAGGAGACAAUAUCCGGGAACCAACAACUUACAAAUAUACUCACUUACUUCUGGUUGGCGUCCGUUGCUGCGUGUGUUUCUGUUCAAUUGGUAUAUCUCAACAAGGCACUGGAUAUGUUUAACACAUCCAUGGUGACGCCAAUCUACUAUGUGUUCUUCACAACAUUCGUAAUUCUAGCUUCUUCAAUAUUAUAUAAGGAAUGGUCCUGUCUUGGUGCUUCGGAUAUUCUAGGAAAUGUGAUUGGUUUUUUGACGACAAUCAUUGGAAUUUUCCAGAUGCAGCUUUUCCGCGAUGUGAACAUCAGUUUACGUCAAGUGCGAGUGCUUCUUCACCGACCUUCUGCAUCUCUUGCCAGCCUUGAUCUCUCGUCCAAUUCCGCCACAAACCUCGUCGAUGAUUUCAAUAUUUCUCCGCCGAACGGUGCCGCUAGACACCCCACCUAUACGUGA
This is a messenger RNA of Necator americanus (New World hookworm), 1239 nucleotides long. RefSeq lists its product as uncharacterized. Bases 1 to 1239 code for a protein of 412 amino acids. Gene Ontology annotation, molecular function: magnesium ion transmembrane transporter activity. Gene Ontology annotation, biological process: magnesium ion transport. Gene Ontology annotation, cellular component: membrane. The record is from RefSeq and is a predicted model, not a curated record. The transcript is spliced from 12 exons. NCBI's taxonomy places the organism in Eukaryota, Metazoa, Nematoda, Chromadorea, Rhabditida, Ancylostomatidae.